AUGGCGAAAUGCGGGCUGCUGAUCCUGUUCUUGGCAUUCCUCUUGCCGGCGGCGCGUGCGACGUCGUGCCACCUCGACGACCUCCGUGCGUUACGGGGCUUCGCCGGAAACCUCAGCGGUGGGGCUGUCCUCCUCCGUGCUGCCUGGUCCGGUGCAUCCUGCUGCGGCUGGGAGGGCGUGAGCUGCGACGGCACUAGCGGUCGUGUCACGGCACUGCGGCUCCCUGGGCACGGCCUUGUGGGGCCCAUCCCAGGAGCAUCCUUGGCAGGCCUCGCACGGCUGGAGGAGCUCAACCUUGCCAACAACAAACUGGUCGGCACCAUCCCAUCGUGGAUUGGUGAGCUUGAUCACCUUUGCUACUUGGAUCUCUCGGAUAAUUCAUUGGUUGGUGAGGUACCCGAGAGUUUGAUACAGCUCAAGGGGCUCGUCAUAGCUGGUCGUUCACUGGGUACGGCUUUUACUAAUAUGCCAUUGUAUGUCAAGAGCAACAGAAGAACACUCGAUGAACAACCAAACACAAUAACUGGGAGCAACAACACUGUCAGAUCUGGAAGCACCAAUGUUGUUUCUGGGAACGACAACACUGUCAUAUCCGGGAAUAACAACAAUGUGGCUGGGAGCAACAACACUGUCGUAACCGGGAACGACAAUACCAUAACUGGUAGCAACCAUGUUGUAUCUGGGAACAAACAUAUCAUAACUGACAAUAACAAUGCUGUAUCCGGGAACGACAAUAAUGUAUCCGGGAGCUUCCAUACCGUAUCCGGGAGCCGCAAUACCGUAUCUGGGACCAACAACACCGUAUCUGGGAGCAACCAUGUCGUAUCUGGGAGCAACAAAGUCGUAGGAGAUGAAUGA
This is a messenger RNA of Triticum turgidum subsp. durum (durum wheat), 858 nucleotides long. The record is from the annotation of a GenBank genome assembly. NCBI's taxonomy places the organism in Eukaryota, Viridiplantae, Streptophyta, Magnoliopsida, Poales, Poaceae.